Messenger RNA from Penaeus indicus, 2029 nucleotides. Its product is annotated as somatostatin receptor type 5-like. The record is from RefSeq and is a predicted model, not a curated record. Bases 1 to 1308 code for a protein of 435 amino acids. Lineage: Eukaryota; Metazoa; Arthropoda; Malacostraca; Decapoda; Penaeidae. Gene Ontology annotation, cellular component: plasma membrane; neuron projection. Gene Ontology annotation, biological process: G protein-coupled receptor signaling pathway. Gene Ontology annotation, molecular function: somatostatin receptor activity; peptide binding. The transcript has a single exon.
AUGAGUAACAUGACCAACGAGCUGAGUCCCAUCGACCCCGAGUCGUUCAACGACUCGUACCCGCUGGACUGCUCGUUCCUGGUCUACUACGACCAGAAUGCCACGUUCAACGAGAGCAAUUGCACCUUCCAGCUCUACGAGCGGAACGCCGAGAUGAGCACCCUGGUGGUGAUCAUCACGCAGCUCUUCUACGCCAUCACGUGCAUCACGGGGCUGUGCGGCAACACGCUCGUCAUCUACGUGGUGACGAGGUUCUCCCGCAUGCAGACGGUGACCAACCUGUACAUCCUGAACCUGGCCAUCGCCGACGAGCUGUUCAUGCUCGGCAUCCCCUUCAUCAUGACGACGUCCAUCAUGCACUACUGGCCCUUCGGCUCCAUCAUGUGCAAGCUGUACAUGAUCACGACGUCGCUCAACCAGUUCACCAGCUCGCUCUUCCUCACCAUCAUGAGCGCCGACCGCUACAUCGCCGUCUGCCACCCCAUCAACUCGCCCAAGUUCCGCACGCCCAUGAUCUCCAAGCUGGUGUCGCUGACGGCGUGGUUCCUGUCGGCGCUGAUGAUCAUCCCGGUGUUCAUGUACUCGAACACCCUGGAGAGCGACGGCCGCGACAACUGCAACAUCAUCUGGCCCGAGAGCCAGGGCGUGCGCGGGGAGAUCGCCUUCACGCGCUACUCCUUCGCCCUGGCCUUCGGCAUCCCGCUCGUGCUCAUCUUCAUCUUCUACAGCCUGGUGCUGCACAAGCUGAAGACGGUGGGGCCCAAGACCAAGUCCAAGGAGAAGAAGAAGUCACGGCAGCGGGUCACGCGCCUCGUGCUCACCGUCAUCACCGUCUACGUGAUCUGCUGGCUGCCCUACUGGGUGCUGCAGCUCACGCUCAUCCUCAGCGAGCCCAAGAAGGGCCACAGCACCCUCAGGGUCGUGCUGUUCAUGGUGUCCUCGUGCCUCUCCUACAUCAACUCCGCCCUCAACCCCAUCCUGUACGCCUUCCUCAGCGACAACUUCAAGAAGAGCUUCAUGAAGGCGUGCACGUGCGCCGCCGGCAGGGAGGCCAACAACGCCCUGCGGCCGGAGAACUCCAUGUUCCCGCUGCGGCAGCGAGGGGCGUCCACGCGGGCCCGGGGCGCGCCGCAGAAGGAGAAGGAGUCGGCCGAGGGCACCACCUCGCAGGGCGCCAUGAGCAAGGAGCCCUCCACGGCCGUCACGACCACCAGCUCCAAGCAGAUGAUGGCCAUGUCCAGCCAUGACGACCACUCCCUCAGGAACGGCAGGUCGCCCGGCCCGAGGCUGCCCGACCUCUUGCAGUGAGCGUCCGGCGCGACGGAGGCGGAGCAGCAGGCAGAAGGCUGAGCGAAGUGAGCUCUUGAGGCAAAAGGAUACGAAGGGAAGGAGGUCGAGGGGGUGGACACUCGUUCUCUGCGCCUCUUGGUGAGGGGGACUUUCAGAAGGAACGGAAUGAGGAAUCACCUGAAAAGGGACAAGAAGAAAGAGAAAGAGAGAAAGAAUAAAUCUAGAAAGUUAUGGAAUAACUUUGGUUUAAUCAAAUUGAUGUUUCCUGGGAACUUUUUUUUCUACAGAGUAACACCCAUUAUUAAAAUCGCUAACUAGACGAUGAGGGAAACAAACUCAUUAUAAAGCGCCGUAUGUCUGGUACAAAGAAGAGGAUCCUGGAGUCACUAGUCAUCCAUUAAGGAUUCUCGUAAAAAAUAUAAGAGCAAAGGCAUGUAUCAUAAGGUAAACUUGGAUACUGAAGAACCACCUGUUCCCCUUUAAGUCUAGGAUUUAUAUAUGUAACAUCACCUUUGACUGUUUGGUGAGGAUAUGACAAAAAUGUAAUAUGCCAUCACGAAUCAGAAAAAGCAACGUCCAUUUAAUCGGUUUCUGUCUUAUUCUGAGAAUGGAAUAGAUUUGAAUCUCCUUCCGAGAAUUGCUAAAUAACCUCCAGCGUCAUUGGAGAUGAAACACAAAUCUAAUAACAAUUUACUUUUGGGAUGAGGACAAGAUGGAGAUUGCACUUGUGUACGUAUGC